Messenger RNA from Danio aesculapii, 2580 nucleotides. Its product is annotated as extracellular calcium-sensing receptor-like. Gene Ontology annotation, molecular function: G protein-coupled receptor activity. Gene Ontology annotation, cellular component: membrane. Gene Ontology annotation, biological process: G protein-coupled receptor signaling pathway. The transcript has 6 exons. The record is from RefSeq and is a predicted model, not a curated record. The coding region runs from base 1 to 2580 and encodes 859 amino acids. Lineage: Eukaryota; Metazoa; Chordata; Actinopteri; Cypriniformes; Danionidae.
AUGGCGCUUCUGUGCCUUUAUUUGUGUUUGACAGUGCUUUUCUUCAGCAUUUUUUUUUCUUCACAGCUCCCUCAGAUAUGUCGACUUCUCCGUAGGACUGCUGAUUUGCCUGUGCUAGUUAGUGAAGGAGACAUCAUGAUUGGUGCCCUCUUUUCUCUACAUGACACGAUCUUGGAAUCUCCACCAUCUUUUACCACAGAACCACAUCCUACCCAGUGUUCAGGGUUUAAUUUCCGCACCUUUAGAUGGAUGCAGACAAUGAUUUUUGCCAUUGAGGAGAUCAACAGAGAUAAGCGACUCCUGGGUAAUUUAACUCUUGGUUAUAAGAUUUAUGAUUCGUGCAGUACCCAUUUCCAUGCCCUCCGCACAGCCUUGGCCCUGAUGAAUGGAAAUGAAGAAUUAGCAGGAAUUUCAGAGUGCAGAGGCGGGGUGCCUGUUGUCAUUGGUGAUGGAGGAUCCACAUUAUCCAUAGUAGUUGCACAGUUUCUGGGUGUUUUCCAUGUUCCACAGAUAAGCUAUUUCUCCAGCUGUGCAUGUCUUAGUAAUAAAUUAGAGUUUCCUGCAUUUUUAAGGACUAUGCCUAGUGACUUUUUCCAAGUGGAUGCUCUUGUGCAAUUGGUGCAACACUUCGGAUGGAGCUGGAUUGGCACAUUUGCAGGGGAUGAUGCUUAUGGUCGUGGUGGUGCUCAGAUUUUUAAUGAGAAAGUGACAAAAUUGGGUGCAUGUAUUGCUUUUUAUGAAAUUAUCCCAAAAAACCAUCAACAAACAGAGAUGUCCCGGAUUGUAAAGAGAAUUCAUGAAUCAGGAUCUCAUGUAGUGUUGGUCUUUGCUCUAGAGCAAGAUGCAAGAGCUCUCUUUUGGGAAGCACGUCACCACAACCUGACAGGAAUUCAGUGGUUAGCUAGUGAGGCCUGGAUCACAGCAGCAAUUCUCUCCACUCCUGAAUUCCACUCUGUUCUACAAGGCUCUUUGGGCUAUGCCAUCCGCAGAGCUGAUAUACCUGGCCUUCAGCCUUUCCUGCUACGCCUACAUCCAUCCAAAUACCCACAGGAUCCAUUUGUUGAGCAGUUUUGGGAGGAGAUGUUUAAGUGCUCUUUAGGCACAAUCAACAUGAGCUCUUCUAUUAGACCCUCCUGUGAUGGCUCAGAGGUACUGGUUAACAUAAAUAACAUCUACUCAGAUGUAUCUCAGCUCAGAAUCUCCUAUAAUGUUUAUAAGGCAGUGUAUGCCAUUGCACAUGCUCUGGAUUUAAUGCUGCGCUGUGAACCAGGUAAAGGACCUUUUGCUGGGGGACUGUGCCCAAAUUUCAGCAGUAUGCAGCCAUGGCAGCUGCUUGAUUAUUUAAAGCAUGUUCACUUUACUAAUGACUUUGGCGAGGACACUAAGUUUGAUAUCAAUGGAGAUCCUGUGGCCAUGUAUGAUCUUAUCAACUGGCAGCUCAGUGGCAAACGAGAGGUGCAGUAUGCCACUGUGGGGAGAUAUGAUGAAACAAUGAAGCCUAAACUAGUGAUUGAAGAGAAAAACAUAAUCUGGAGUGAAACCCAGAAACAAGUCCCUUUGUCUGUCUGCAGCACAAGCUGUCCUCCAGGCACUAGACAGGCUACCAGGCCAAACUUUCCUAUCUGCUGUUUUGACUGCAUUGUCUGUGCAGCUGGUGAAAUUACCAACCAUACAGAUGCCUUAGAGUGUGUUAAAUGCUCUCCUGAGUUCUGGUCCAACACUAGAAGAGACACCUGCAUCCCAAAGGUGGUGGAGUUCCUUUCCUACAACGAUACCAUGGGCAUCACUUUGCUUGCUGUAGCUUUGCUGGGAUCCUGUUUUACACUUGCAGUUACUCUAAUUUUUGCCCUUAAACGGCACACACCUCUAGUCAGAGCUAACAACUCUGAAAUCAGCUUCCUUAUUCUUAGCUCACUGUUGCUUUGUUUUUUGUGCGCACUAGCUUUUAUUGGGAGGCCUACAACCUGGUCUUGUGGGCUUCGCCACACUGCAUUUGGCAUUGCAUUUUCACUCUGUCUGUCUUGCGUCCUGGGAAAAACUUUGGUUGUACUCAUGGCUUUCAAAGCCUCUUUACCUGGCAGUAAUGUAAUGAAAUGGUUUGGCCCUCUGCAGCAACGUGGCAUUAUUUUUAUGUGCACGGCUGUGCAAGUGGUGAUUUGCUGCACAUGGCUCAGUGUGGCACCUCCCAUACCACAUAAGCUUAUGACUCAUGAAACUGCCCGGAUUAUUCUUUUGUGUGAUGUAGGCUCUUCAUUUGCAUUCUCUCUGGUACUGGGCUAUAUUGGUCUACUUGCAGCUGUCUGCUUCUUGCUGGCCUUCUUUGCUCGAAAGCUCCCAGAUAAUUUCAAUGAGGCAAAAUUCAUUACUUUCAGCAUGCUGAUCUUCUGUGCUGUGUGGGUUGCAUUUGUGCCAGCAUAUAUCAGCUCACCUGGGAAAUACACAGUGGCUGUGGAGAUUUUUGCUAUUCUGGCAUCCAGUUAUGGCCUGCUGUUGUGUAUCUUUACUCCAAAGUGUUACAUAAUCCUGCUUAAACCUGAAAAAAACACAAAGAGAUAUGUAAUGUCCAAAUCUAACUCUUGA